Messenger RNA from Triticum turgidum subsp. durum (durum wheat), 2874 nucleotides. Lineage: Eukaryota; Viridiplantae; Streptophyta; Magnoliopsida; Poales; Poaceae. The record is from the annotation of a GenBank genome assembly.
AUGUGGACGCCGUCGCGAGGUCUGGGCAGCGGCCGCCGUGCUGGGCUCCGGCGCAUCGCGGAUUACAUCGGCGAGGACCACACCGACGCGUCCGACAACGAGUCGUUCAUCACGUCGCACAGCGACGAGCUCCUCGCGUCGACGUCGGCCGCGGGCGGUGCCGGUAGCAGCGUCGGAAUGCUGCCGGCGUUUCUCGCGGAUCAGAGCGACCUCGUGGAGGUCAUGCUGGAGCUGGACGAGGAGUCCAUGGUGGUGCGCAGCGUGACGCCCACCGCGGGGCCGACGGCGCUGGCCGGGGCCGGGACGCACACGCCGGGGAGCGGGCGCAACCUGAGCCGGAGCUCGUCAACCUCGUCCAUGAUACGCAGGACGUUCGCGUGGCUGCGGUCGCCGGCGGCGGCGCCCGAGCAGCAGCGGGAGGCGGCGAUGGCGUCCCGAGAGCGGCGCCGCGUCCAGGCCAGGCUGGACCGCUCGCUGUCCGGCGCGAGGCGCGCGCUGAAGGGCCUCCAAUUCAUCAGCCGCGCCACGGGCUCCGCCGAGGCCAUCGCGCUCUGGGGCGCCGUCGAGGAGCGCUUCGACGCCCUCUCCCGCGACGGCCUCCUCGCCCGCGAAGACUUCGGCGACUGCAUCGGGAUGGUGGACUCGAAGGAGUUCGCGGUGGGCAUCUUGGACGCGCUGGCGCGGCGGCGGCGGCAGAACCUCCAGCGGGUGACCAAGGAGGAGCUCCACGACUUCUGGCUCCAAAUCUCCGACCAGAGCUUCGACGCGCGGCUGCAAAUCUUCUUCGACAUGGUGGACACCAACGUCGACGGGAGGAUCACGAGGGAGGAAGUGCAGGAGCUGAUCGUCCUGAGCGCGUCGGCGAACAAGCUCUCAAAGCUCAAGGAGCAGGCCGAGGAGUACGCGUUGCUCAUCAUGGAGGAGCUCGACCCGGAGGGCCUCGGCUACAUAGAGCUAUGGCAGCUGGAGGCGCUGCUCCUGCAGCGCGACGCCUACAUGAGCUACAGCCGGCCGCUCAGCAGCGGCAGCGGCAGCGCGGCGCAGUGGAGCCAGGACAUCGCCGACGGGGGCGCGCAGCAGCAGGAAAAGCCGGCGGCGACGGCAGCGUCAGGACGGAGCGGGUGGCGGUGGAGCCCGUGGCGCGCGGCGGGUAGGGCGCGCGUGGCGGCGGAGGAGAACUGGCGGCGCGCGUGGGUGCUCGCGCUGUGGGUCGCGGCGAUGGCGGCGCUGUUCGCGUGGAGGUUCGCGCAGUACCGCCGGUCGGUGGCGUUCGAGGUGAUGGGGUACUGCCUGCCGACGGCCAAGGGCGCCGCCGAGACGCUGAAGCUCAACAUGGCGCUCGUGCUCCUCCCCGUCUGCCGCAUCACGCUCACGCGGCUCCGCUCCUCGUGGACGCGCUUCCUCGUGCCCUUCGACGACUGCAUCGCCUUCCACAAGGUGAUAGCCAUGGCGAUCGCGGCGGGGAUCUGCCUGCACGCGGGGAAUCAUCUGGCGUGCGACUUCCCGCGGCUGAUCGCGUCGAGCCCGGGGGAGUACCGGCCGCUGGCCGGCUACUUCGGGGAGGAGAGGCCGACGUACAGGAGCCUGCUGUCGGGCAUGGUGGGCGUGACCGGGGUGGUGAUGGUGGUGCUGAUGGCCGUGUCCUUCACCCUGGCGGCGCGGCCGCUGCGGAGGGCGUCCACCCGGACCCGGCUGCCGUCCCCGCUGGGCCACCUCGCCGGGUUCAACGCCUUCUGGUACUCCCACCACCUGCUCGUCGUCGUCUACCUCCUGCUGCUGGUGCACGGCUGGUUCAUCUUCCUCGUCACCAAGUGGUACCAGAGGACGACGUGGAUGUACAUAGCCGUGCCGUUCGCCCUUCACGUCGGUGAACGAACGCUGCGAGCGUUGCGUUCCAAGGCCUAUGCGGCCAAGAUCCUCAAGGUGUGCCUUCUACCAGGAAAUGUGCUGACUAUAACGAUGUCAAAGCCCUACGGGUUCAGAUACAGAAGUGGACAAUAUGUUUUCCUUCAGUGCCCAACAAUUUCUCCGUUUGAAUGGCACCCCUUCUCCAUCACUUCAGCCCCUGGAGAUGACUACAUCAGCGUUCAUAUCCAGACCAGGGGAGACUGGACACAAGAGCUCAAGCACAUCUUCGUCGAGAACUACUUCUCGCCAUGCCUGCCCAGCAGAGCUUCAUUUGGCGAGCUAGGCAUGCCAGAACAGAAGAGCCCUCCGAGGUUGCUUGUCGACGGCCCGUAUGGUGCUCCGGCGCAGGAUUUCAGGAACUACGACGUCUUGCUUCUCGUCGGUCUCGGGAUCGGCGCGACGCCUUUCAUAAGCAUUCUAAGGGAUCUGCUCAACAACAUUAAGCUGGCUGAUGAGCUGAUGGACCUAUCAAUGGAGACCAGCAGGUCUGAGGACAGCAGCAACGCCUUCAGCGUGUCGACGGCGAGCAGCAACAAGAGGAGAGCGUACCGGACAAGCCGCGCACACUUCUACUGGGUUACAAGGGAGCCCGGAUCGUUCGAGUGGUUCAAGAGCGUGAUGGAUGAGGUUGCUGAAAUGGACAAGAAGGGUGUCAUAGAGCUGCACAACUAUCUCACAAGCGUGUAUGAGGAGCGCGACGCAAGGACGACUCUGCUCUCAAUGGUUCAAGCCCUCAACCAUGCCAAGAAUGGUAUAGACAUAGUAUCAGGCACCAGGGUCAGGACACAUUUUGCAAGACCUAACUGGAGGGAAGAGUUCACAAGAAUCUCUGCAAAGCACCCCGGUUCGACAGUUGGGGUCUUUUACUGUGGGAAGCCCACACUAGCUAAAGAACUGAAGAAACUAUCACUUGAGAUGAGCCACAAGACGACGACUCGCUUCCAUUUCCAUAAGGAGUAUUUCUAA